Molecule: messenger RNA, 3042 nt
Organism: Arachis duranensis
Lineage: Eukaryota; Viridiplantae; Streptophyta; Magnoliopsida; Fabales; Fabaceae
Product: calcium-transporting ATPase 2, plasma membrane-type
Exons: 8
Coding region: 1-3042 (1013 amino acids)
Biological process (GO): calcium ion transmembrane transport
Cellular component (GO): membrane; intracellular membrane-bounded organelle
Molecular function (GO): P-type calcium transporter activity; ATP binding; ATP hydrolysis activity
Source: RefSeq, a predicted model, not a curated record
AUGGAGAAUUAUUUAAAUGAGAAUUUUGGAGGUGUGAAAUCCAAGAACUCUGAUGGAGAAUCUCUUGGUAAAUGGAGAAAACUAUGUGGGGUGGUCAAGAACCCCAAAAGACGCUUUCGUUUCACUGCCAAUCUCUCUAAGCGAGAAGAAGCAGCAGCUAUGCGUCGCACUAAUCAGGAAAAGCUGAGAGUUGCUGUUUUAGUUUCCAAAGCUGCAUUUCAAUUUAUCCAAGGUGUGCAACUUGGUGAUUACACUGUACCACAGCAUGUUAAAGCUGCAGGAUUUCAAAUAGAUGCAGAGGAACUUGGGUCUAUAGUUGAAGGACAUGACGUAAAGAAGUUGAAAUUCCAUGGUGGGGUUGAAGGCAUUGCAGAAAAGCUUUCAACAUCAACAGCCAAGGGUCUUAGUGACGGUUUCGAAUCGCAGCGUAGGAGAGAGGAGAUUUUCGGAGUGAACCAAUUCGCUGAAGCUGAACUUCGGAGCUUCUGGGUUUACGUUUUCGAAGCCCUUCAUGACAUGACACUCAUGAUUCUUGGAGUGUGUGCCUUUGUGUCGCUGAUAGUUGGAAUAGCAACAGAAGGAUGGCCAAAGGGUGCUCACGACGGUCUCGGGAUAGUCGUGAGCAUCUUAUUGGUGGUCUUUGUAACCGCCACAAGUGACUACCGCCAAUCCUUACAGUUCAAAGAUUUAGACAAGGAGAAAAAAAAGAUUUCAGUUCAGAUAACAAGAAACGGUUACAGGCAGAAAAUGUCAAUUUACAGUUUACUCCCUGGGGACAUGGUCCAUCUUGCCAUUGGAGACCAAGUCCCUGCCGACGGACUCUUCGUUUCAGGAUUCUCCGUCUUGAUUGACGAGUCGAGUUUAACCGGCGAGAGCGAACCGGUUAUGGUUACUUCUCAGAACCCGUUUCUUCUUUCGGGAACCAAAGUCCAAGAUGGAUCCUGCACCAUGAUGGUUACAACGGUGGGAAUGAGAACACAGUGGGGGAAGUUAAUGGCGACGCUAAGCGAAGGUGGCGAUGACGAGACGCCGUUGCAGGUGAAGCUGAAUGGAGUGGCAACGAUUAUAGGAAAGAUAGGACUGUUUUUCGCGGUGAUUACUUUCGUUGUGUUGGUGAAGGGACUAAUGGGGAGAAAACUUGAAGAAGGGAGGUUUUGGUGGUGGUCUACGGAGGAUUGCUUGGAGAUGCUGGAAUUCUUCGCCAUUGCAGUUACGAUUGUUGUUGUUGCUGUGCCGGAGGGGCUGCCGUUGGCAGUUACGUUGAGCCUUGCGUUUGCGAUGAAGAAGAUGAUGAAUGACAAGGCUCUUGUGAGACACCUGGCAGCUUGCGAGACCAUGGGAUCCGCCACAACUAUUUGUAGUGACAAGACUGGAACCCUAACAACUAACCGCAUGACAGUUGUCAAAACAUGCAUUUGUAUGAAGGUUAAUGAAGUGAGCAACAAUAAGGUGUCGCAACUCCCAGAUUUGGCAUUAAAGCUGCUACUUGAGUCAAUAUUCAACAACACCGGCGGUGAAGUUGUGGUUAACAAAAUGGGGAAGCGUGAGAUUUUGGGAACUCCAACAGAAUCAGCGAUUCUAGAAUUCGGGCUCUCGCUAGGUGGGGACCCACAAGGCGAGAGAGAAAAAUGCAAGCUUAUAAAAGUUGAGCCAUUCAACUCCGAAAAGAAAAGAAUGGGCGUGGUUGUGAAGGUCCAAGAUGGAGGAGGCUUAAGAGCACAUAGCAAAGGUGCUUCUGAAAUAGUGCUUGCAUCUUGUGACAAAGUGAUAAACUCAAAUGGUGAGAUUGUGUCCCUUGAUGAAGAAGCAAUGAACCAUCUUAGCAAGACAAUAAACCAGUUUGCUGGUGAGGCACUUAGGACUCUGUGCCUUGCUUAUAUGGAAUUGGAAAAUGGGUUCUCUCCAGAGGAUCCUAUUCCUUCUUCUGGAUACACUUGUAUAGGAGUUGUUGGUAUCAAAGAUCCCGUUCGUCCGGGUGUUAAGGAAUCUGUUGCAGUGUGUCGGUCCGCCGGAAUAGUAGUGAGGAUGGUCACCGGAGAUAACAUUAAUACGGCAAAGGCUAUUGCCAGAGAGUGUGGAAUUUUAACAGAUGAUGGCAUAGCCAUUGAAGGUCCUGAAUUUAGACAAAAAACUCAGGAGGAAUUGUUUGAACUCAUUCCCAAACUUCAGGUGAUGGCUAGAUCCUCACCUUUAGAUAAGCAUACAUUGGUGAAGCAGUUGCGCACAACUUUUGGAGAGGUUGUAGCUGUAACUGGUGAUGGAACAAAUGAUGCCCCAGCCCUUCAUGAAGCUGAUAUUGGACUUGCAAUGGGAAUUGCUGGAACUGAGGUUGCUAAAGAAAGUGCAGAUGUCAUAAUUUUAGACGAUAACUUCUCCACAAUAGUGACAGUAGCAAAAUGGGGACGUUCAGUUUACAUAAAUAUUCAAAAAUUUGUACAGUUUCAGCUUACCGUUAAUGUGGUAGCAUUACUAGUGAACUUCUCAUCAGCUUGUUUCACAGGAAAUGCACCACUGACGGCGGUUCAACUUUUGUGGGUGAACAUGAUAAUGGACACACUAGGAGCACUUGCACUUGCAACGGAGCCUCCAAAUGAUGAUUUGAUGAAGCGUGCACCUGUUGGAAGGAAAGGAGAUUUCAUCAGCAAUAUCAUGUGGAGAAAUAUCUUGGGACAAUCAGUGUAUCAAGUUGUUGUCAUUUGGCUUCUUCAGACUGUGGGAAGAUGGUUCUUCUUUCUCUGGGGCCCAAAUCCUGAUGUUGUCUUAAACACUCUUAUUUUCAACACAUUUGUCUUCUGUCAGGUUUUCAAUGAGAUAAACUCUCGAGAAAUGGAGGAAGUAGAUGUGUUAAAGGGCAUGUGGGAAAAUCAGGUGUUUGUGGCUGUGAUUAGUUGCACUGUGGUGUUUCAAAUCAUAAUAGUUGAGUACUUGGGAACCUUUGCAAACACAACACCUCUCUCUUUUGUACAAUGGCUCUUUUGUUUAGGGGUUGGGUAUAUGGGCAUGCCAAUCGCAGCAAAGUUAAAAGAGAUCAAUGUUGAAUGA